GAGCGGCAAGAGCGGGAGUCGCUUUCUAGGGGAGGUUGCCAGAGGGCGUGGGGGAGCCGUUGCACCGUGCGGCGCGUGACGGCAAGGCCUGUAAGGGGCGGGGAGAGGAAUAGGUUGGGAGCUCCGAGUGUUUCUCCCGGAGAGAAGCUGUGCGGCGAGGCAGCAGCGACGUGACAGAAGCGCUGGCCAUGGACCCGCAGAAGUUGAGUGAGCUGCGGAGCUUCGUGAAACUCUGCAAGCAGAAUUCUGCCAUCUUGCACUCCGAAGAGAUGAUCUUCUUCCGCGAAUGGAUAGAGAGCAUGGGAGGUGCAAUACCACCGGCUCCUUGCAAAACUUCAACAGAAACAACUCCUGAGCCAAAGGCAGAAGAACCACCAAAAGCACCUGAGCCUGAAAGUGAAGAAAGUGAUUUAGAAAUUGAUAAUGAAGGAGUGAUUGAGCCAGACAGUGAUGAACCUCAGGCAAUGGGAGAUGAAAAUGUUGAGGUUACAGAAGAGAUGAUGGACCAGGCCAAUGAAAAGAAGAUGGAAGCUAUAAAUGCAUUAAGUGAAGGUGAACUUCCGAAAGCCAUUGAUCUGUUCACAGAAGCCAUCAAAUUGAAUCCUCAUUUGGCUAUCCUGUAUGCCAAAAGAGCUAGUGUUUUUGUGAAAAUGCAGAAGCCAAAUGCUGCCAUUAGGGAUUGUGAUAGAGCCAUUCAAAUAAAUCCCGAUUCGGCACAGACCUACAAAUGGCGAGGAAAAGCUCACAGGCUGCUAGGUCAUUGGGAAGAGGCUGCACAUGAUCUAGCUUUGGCAUGUAAACUGGAUUAUGAUGAAGAAGCUAGUGCCAUGCUUAAGGAAGUACAGCCACGCGCUCAGAAGAUUGCAGAACACAGAAGGAAAUACGAACGAAAGCGUGAAGAAAAAGAAAUUAAAGAAAGAAUGGAAAGAGUAAAAAAGGCCCGAGAGGAACAUGAGAGAGCUCAAAGGGAGGAAGAGGCUCGCCAACAGCCAGGAGGACCUCAGUUUGGUGGUUUCCCAGGUGGUUUUCCUGGAGGCAUGCCUGGAAUGGGAAGCAUGCCUGGUCUCAAUGAAAUUCUUAGUGACCCUGAAGUUCUUGCAGCCAUGCAGGAUCCAGAAGUAAUGGCAGCUUUUCAAGAUGUCGCCCAGAAUCCAGCAAAUAUGUCAAAAUACCAGAAUAACCCUAAAGUCAUGAAUCUCAUUGGCAAACUUUCAUCCAAAUUUGGAAGUCAACCAUAAAAUUUCUUUUCAUUGCAAGACAUGGGGGAAAUAUUGAUCGCUUAUUAUAUAUUGCAAUAACACAAGCCAUUGUACUGCUAAUUCUCAAAUGAGAACUAGGCUGCUUUGGAUAGAAUCCAUUUUCCUCUUUGUUUCAAAAAUAAAUAUUAAUUAACAACUAUAUUCAAGGUUCACAUAAAACCACCUCGUCCCACCUUUCUACCAUGCCUAUAAUUUUCUUACUGAAAACAGUUUGUUUUUAAAUUGUAUAAUUGUUAUUUCUUAGUAGAUCCAAAAAUAUAGAGUGAUAGAGGAUGACAUUUGGAGUGGAGGAAUGAUGGUUCUGUUUAUGAUGGUUUGGGAUAAUUGGACUGUUUAAUUUCUAACACAAAUGAGGCUAACACAAAUUCAUUUUCAGUUCUUAAAUUCACAAGAAUUACUUAAACUGUUGAAAUCAACUCUUCUUGGAUCACAUCCUUGCACUGGAAAGAAGUACCCUAAAUGUUGCAUGCUUUGGCUUUAACUAUAUUGGUACAAAUGAAACUGAGGCUGGAAACUUUGCAAUCAGUGUUGAGCAGAUUAAUGUGCUACUCAUCUAUAUCACAGUGAGCAAAUGUUUUUAUCAACACCAGUAAGCUGAUUACUUGAAUGAUUGGAGCCCUUUAAUUAUUUGUACUAAUUUUUGCUAUUGAAUAUGACUAAUUCCUUAGUUUUGAGGGAGGGAAGCAAAGUGGUUCCCAUUACCAUGUAAUAUUCAUUAUACACUUAAGAAUAUAGGUAAAAAUAUAACUAUGAAAUGGUAAUGACCUAGAUACUAAGUUAGAAAGGUAUAUACACCAUCUAUCUCUAAUGUCAUGUUAUAUGAAUACAUACGGUGCAAAAGGAAGAACAAAAACUAUUCAUUGAAAUCCUUGCUAUGAAAUAUUUACUGAUGGCUAACACAAAUCUCUACCUUUUUAAUUAUCUGCUCAAUCUUGGAGGGCCUGUUAUAAUUAGGUUUUGUUUUUUUUCUAGGGGUUUUGAAUGUUUCCAGUUCUGUGCUCUUGUAAUUUGUCUGAAUCCAUAAGUGAUGUAUGUUUUCUGUUUUUAAUUAAACCUCAACUGGUUUAGAAAUUCAAUAUAUUCUUAAAAUAAAAUCCAUAUAGUAAUUAUCUUGUCAAAUUAAAGGAAAUAUGACUUCAUUUUUGCUUAAGAAAUAGUUAUGGAAGUACUUCUAGAUGCCUUUAAAAUAAUAAAGACUGGUUUUGAAGAAUCUUCUUGGUUUAUCUGUUAACAUUUAAUUAAUGAGAGGUAAAAUUCACAAUCUAUGUAUUCUAUGGAUCAGGAGAAAUUUUCCUUUUGAUUAAGAUGUAAUUGGAUUAUUGAAUGAGUAUAGGUUGUCCUUGAUUUAUGACUGCAGUUAGGAUCAGAAUUUUGGUAAUAAAAUUGUUGGAAUCAUAA
Messenger RNA from Crotalus tigris (Tiger rattlesnake), 2657 nucleotides. It is a transcript of the gene ST13, whose product is annotated as ST13 Hsp70 interacting protein. NCBI's taxonomy places the organism in Eukaryota, Metazoa, Chordata, Lepidosauria, Squamata, Viperidae. Bases 189 to 1238 code for a protein of 349 amino acids. The record is from RefSeq and is a predicted model, not a curated record. Gene Ontology annotation, molecular function: protein dimerization activity; Hsp70 protein binding. The transcript has 12 exons.